CUAUAAGACACGUGACUGGCUGUCAAUGAUCAAUUGGGCAAGAUGGCUGGAGAACUGUACCCGCAAGAGUCCAUUCAUAAUUUCAUUGAAAAGAAAGUUAUCAUCGAGAGGCCAGAAAGGUAUGUGUCCAAGUUCAGGCCGGUAGUUAUAGAAGAAUGCAGGCCAACAAAUUACAUGAAAACCAUGGGGCCAACCAGAGUGGAGGUGCCAAUCCCAACUAAUUACCUAAAAAAGCACUCAAAAGAACCUCAACUACCUGAGAUAAAACAACAUGUCAGGAUUAAUUGCACCUGUCCCACCAAAAAACCAGCCGUCCCUUCUGGGCCAUUUCUACCACCUGUUAGCAUCCCAAUCAAGAGGAAGACAACCACGCCGAAGGGGACCAAACAGUCUCCGUGUGUUGUUGACACAAACAAAGGACAUAAGGAGAUUCAUAAUAGAAACUCGGGACUUGUCCCUGUGUACAUAAGGAAAAAGGAUUAUGGAGAGGUACCAAAUUAUUUGAUGCGACGUAAAGCAAAGCAUCAAAAGGCGCUGGAGGAAUACAACAUUAAUUUGAAGAGGCAGGAAGAACACGAAACUAUGAAAUACCUUUCAGACAAGGAGUGUCAAGCCAUCAUUGAGGACCUAAAGAAGAAAUACAAUGAGCUGAAUGUCGAGUACCAGCGCCUCCCAUUUAUAAUUGACACCCCAUCAAUGAAAACACGUAAAGUACGCUUGGAGGUGGAAAUGAAGCAGCUGGAAGACGACAUUAAACUCCUUGACAGGUUGGAGUCCAUCUGCAAAAACAAAUAGCGCAUGGAUGUGCCCAUGGUGUCUUCCAUCCAUGGCAUCUACUGAACUCAAGUUGGGAACAAUUCAAAUGUUGAAAUGUUGAAAUGAUGUGUUGGGAAAUUGCUGUAUGAUUGGUGUCAGAGUUAUAUUCUGUCCUAUAUCAGCAAUCAAAUGUUUGUUACGUCAUAACAGAUGAGUGUUACAUUUCUUAAUGUUGUUCCUACAGAUACUAUAGAGGACAUAUCGUCUCCGAGGCAGAUUUACUUAAAAAAUGUUUUUUUUACAUUCUGCUAAAUGUGGCCUUUGCAAAGUAUUUUUUUUACUCGUUUUUAGGAAG
Molecule: messenger RNA, 1111 nt
Organism: Entelurus aequoreus (snake pipefish)
Lineage: Eukaryota; Metazoa; Chordata; Actinopteri; Syngnathiformes; Syngnathidae
Product: enkurin-like
Exons: 5
Coding region: 43-795 (250 amino acids)
Cellular component (GO): acrosomal vesicle
Molecular function (GO): calmodulin binding
Source: RefSeq, a predicted model, not a curated record